Molecule: messenger RNA, 1580 nt
Organism: Panonychus citri (citrus red mite)
Lineage: Eukaryota; Metazoa; Arthropoda; Arachnida; Trombidiformes; Tetranychidae
Product: lysosomal acid lipase/cholesteryl ester hydrolase-like
Exons: 4
Coding region: 176-1450 (424 amino acids)
Biological process (GO): lipid metabolic process
Molecular function (GO): hydrolase activity, acting on ester bonds
Source: RefSeq, a predicted model, not a curated record
UGUCGGUGCAAAGGAGGUGGUAAAAAAAGUUGAUAUAUAUUAUAAAACCUAAAAUAGUUAAGCUCAAUUUCCUAUGGGAAUCUGUGGAUAAUAAGAGUUAAUUUGAUCAAUUAACACUCACCAUCAUAAACUUUCAUCGAUUACCUAUCAGUAUUUAUCUAGAAUUUGAGUUAUCAUGAAGUCCUACUGUUUUACCCUUUUGUUUAUUUUCACAACUUUCCAAUUUUAUUCUGUUGACACUUUAGCCAUUCCAGAUCCAGAUCAAUCUCGCAUGAUACCUGAGCUUGUUACUUCCAGGGGUUUCAUCCAUGAGCCUCACCAAUUGGUCACAUCGGAUGGAUAUAUUUUGGGAAUUCACCGGAUUAUCAAUCCAUUGGCUAAGAAAUAUUUUAAAAUCGCUCAGAAACCGAUUCUUAUUCAGUGUGGACUUUUAUGUUCAGGAUCAGAGUUUUUAACAAACUCACCGGGUGGACAUUUGAAUGAAACUAUGCUCGCUAAUCGAGAUCAAGUUGAUUAUAUGGAUUUCACUUCAGAUUUUAACAAUUUAGGCUUCGUUCUUGCUAAUUUGGGAUAUGAUGUUUGGCUGUUCCAUCCUAGAGGAAACUUAUACUCUCGUAAUCAUACAACUCUCGAUCCGGAUACAGAUAAAUCUUAUUGGGAGUUCACUUUCGAUGAGAUUGCUUUGUACGAUUUACCAACCACAAUCGAUUACAUGAUUAAAAUUACCGGUGAACCUUCAAUUGGAUACAUCGGCUAUUCACAAGGUGGAACAACAAUUUACGCCUUACUAGCCGAUCGACCAAAUUAUUCAUCGAAAGUUGUCCCAAUCAUCAGCAUUGCUCCAGCAGUUCGACUUGAUAAUUACCACGGACUGUCUUAUCAGAUCAUUCUCGAAACUCCACUUGUAAUGAGCUAUAUCAAAUCUCGAGGUGGUGAAUGUUUUGGUUUCAUGCAAGAAACUUUUCUACAAAAAUGUAACGAAAGCUAUUUAUUCAAAUUGAUCUGUAAUUUCAUCACCUACGAUCUCUUGAGCAUGAACAAAGCUCAGGUCGAUCCUGAUCGGGUUAACGUUAUCAUCUCUCACCUUCCCUCUGGAACAUCAUGUUGGAAUAUCCUUCAUCUAUUACAAGUAAUGGUCAACAAAAGUUUCGCCAAAUUUGACUACGGAUCAUUGGACAAUCUAAUCAAAUAUAAUUCCACCUCACCACCAGUUUACAAUCUAAGUAAAGUUCAAUCAGAUGAUAUGUAUAUUGUUUCCUCAAUCGGUGACCAUUCAGCUGACCAGAAAGAUAUUGCAAUUCUCAAAUCCCUACUAACCUCUGUGCCUGAGAUCAUUGAACAUACGAUUGACGAUAAAACCUUUGACCAUUUGGACUAUUUCAUGUCCAAAAGGACUGGACCUUACGUUAAUGGUCCGAUCGCUAAAAUGUUGAGAAAAUAUAAUCACUGAAAGAGUAAUUAAAAUCCGCUGGGAAACAAUUGAGAUAUUCACUAAUUAGUUAUUGAUUGAUAAACUAAACAUGAACAAAUAUUAAAUGUAUAAAUAAAUAAUGAACAAUUAUUACUUUGAUUAACUUAAA